AGUGAAGCGAUUCCAAUCAGUUCUGUUGGGUGAUCGUAAGCGGAUGGUGUGUUGUGUUGUGUGAUCCGCUUCGAAAGAGUUGAAUGACCACGAUGCUGAAGUUGUACAUGUUUCUAUCUAUCCUAUUAUCUUCCUUCGACUUCGGAUACGUGGCUCCAGCUUUCGGUGAUGCCUUUCACGUGGGUACGGAGGAAAGGUUCGAUUUUUCCAACAUAGUACUGGUUGGAAACGCCAAAAAUGCAUCUGCUUCAUUUGGAUACCGAACCCAAGCGGUUAUUAUAAUAGGAUCAGUAUGGGGAAACGAUGAGACAAAAUUGUUGAAACUACAGAUUCAAAAUCCUUCACUCGUUAGCAUUCCCGAUGGAAAUAUUGGAAAAAUUGAUGGAAUGGAAUCUCCGUUCUAUGCGUGGUGGAAUUUGGGUCGAAUUAGAGGAAUCUACUUUGUACCAUCAGACACGGUUCCGGUGAGAAAUAUGAAGAAGGGCGUUUCCGCAUUAUUCCAAUAUCAGCUGUUAGAUGGAACAUACUCUGAGGAAGAUCCUUCAGGAAGGUGCGAAGCGAAGUACAUAUCUCACUCUUCCACACGGUACCACAAAUCAAAGGGAAACUGUCAAUUUGAUGAUAAGCGAAUGGAAUGGACCGAAUAUGCUUUGCGUAGUAAUCUCAAGACUUCACGAAGUACGGACUUUACUGUGUCUACCGAAGGCUCAUUGCAAAAAGUGAAGAGUCAGGACUAUGUGAAAUAUUUGCUUAAUGCACACAACCAAUUCGGAGCAUACUACGAAUCUAUUAUGGAGCUGAACGUACUAGGAACCGCCCAGAAAAUAUCAACAGCGGAAGGAUCAAGCUUAGAGACGAUUGUUAAACAGCUGUCUUUAGAAGGAGAAACGCUUUUAACGCAAGAGUUCCAAACACCAUGCAAAGCUAACAAUUGCGAAAGCAUUAUCGGUCUAUUCAAACGGUACAAAACGUCUCUUACCAAUGAAAAUGUCGGUAAAGAAGCAUCUGCUACUGCACUGGUUGAUAUGGUUGAGGUUGCGCGUCAUGCUAAGAAAGAGGAUUUGCUGCGUUUGCUGAAGGCAAAGUCAUCACAUGAAAUUAAAGGACAACUGUUAGAUCUACUGGGUGCGAUACAAACGAUAGAUUCACACGAGGCGGCGAAAACCGUAUUUCUAGACGGGGCUGAUGAUGAUAAAAUGUUGCUUGGCGAACGCUACCUGCAAGCACUGGCCGUUGGCACAAGGCCGCAGAAGAAAAUCAUUGAAGAUCUUUUGAAAAUGGCCCAGAAAGAGCAUGAAAAUGUAAAAUUUUUCGAUAGUCUCAUUCAGAGUUUGGCAGCAAUAACGCGUCGAUAUGCACAAGUGGAAGGAAACUCGUAUGAAACCGAAAUUGUAAAGAAAGUGACCGCAUUGUUGCAAGAAAAGCUAAACGAAUGCGUACAUGACAACUGUAAGUUAAAGUAUAUACGUGGAUUGCAAAACCUCAAAUGUCCCAGAACGGUCGAUAUUCUUUUGAAGCUCGCACAGGGAUCAUCUAAAACUGUUAGUGUAGCUGCAAUGAAAGCUUUGCGAUCAUUCUCGGUCUACCUUUGGAACGACGAGUUCAGAGCCAGAUUUGAGGAUAUUUUCUUUCAGGUAUCGAAACGGUACGAUUCCAGUGCACGAACGUUGGCGCUAGAUAUUUUGUUGGAUUUGAAACCAGAUCGCGAUGAGCUAUCACAUUUGGUACAGUUUUUGAAAUCCAGCGACAAGGCGUAUGAAGUAAAACAAUAUUUGCUACAGAAGCUACGGAUGAUCGCAGACCAAUGUUCCGAAUUUGGCACAAUGCUGAAGAGUAUUGUCGAAAGUGAUCCAGUACUGAACAAUUACCACAUCCUCGCCCCUAGAGGGCUGUCUACGGCGUUGAGUCGUAAAUUUUCUACAGCCCCUUCGUUUAAUGCUUCUCUCACGAGUUUGCAAGAGAUGAGCGGAGGUGUUUUGAAACGAGGUAUCGUUGACUUAACGCUAGACGUAGAUGAUGAGAGAACAAGCCUGUUUACCCUCGGACUAUACGCCGGUGGAAUGUCAUCGUUUGUCAGCAGUAAUGAUGCGGAUGCAAGCGAUGCCGACGAAGAGGAAGAAACAACGGCAGGAAUGGAGCUAUCGGUACAAGGUAUAGCUAUGAGGCCGUUAGAAUUUUUCAACGGAAAGGGUGAACUGAUGGGUCACGUUUGGAGCGGUACAGCAUCCGAGGCGACCCCGGCUUACCAGGCGAUCACAUUAUUGCAGGACAACGAAGAACGAUUUUCUUCUCAUAACGGUGUAACGUUAGCGCUCCGUGCCACCGGCGCUAUAUCGAUAGAUCUGAAUGGACAGGUUACAAUGAGCCUCUGGGGUCGUAAUGCCCAGUCCAAAGUGGAGCAAAACACUGGCAUUAGCAUGAUCGGUCGACUAUCGUUCGAUGCAUCCUUCGCGACAGUGGAUGUACGGUUUAGCGCGGAACAGGAACCACAACUGCAUUUGACAUCAGCUCUAGACUUUUCCGGAGAUCCAGCUCUGUGCAUGCAGCUAGUACAGCCGAAGAGUUCGCUCAAACAACGGUUUGUGCGAACGAUAAAAUUAGUUGGUACAGAGCACCGAGCGUCACGCAAAACGAUCAAAACAGUAAAGUUAAACGGGUUAACGCAUGCGCUCAACAGGAAAAACAAUGAAAUGUGUAAUCUAAUUUCCAAAAGCUGAUAUGAUUCAGG
Molecule: messenger RNA, 2728 nt
Organism: Anopheles maculipalpis
Lineage: Eukaryota; Metazoa; Arthropoda; Insecta; Diptera; Culicidae
Gene: Mtp
Product: microsomal triacylglycerol transfer protein
Exons: 5
Coding region: 84-2717 (877 amino acids)
Biological process (GO): lipoprotein metabolic process; lipid transport
Cellular component (GO): basolateral plasma membrane; Golgi apparatus; endoplasmic reticulum
Molecular function (GO): lipid binding
Source: RefSeq, a predicted model, not a curated record